Gracilinanus agilis (Agile Gracile Mouse Opossum) is the source of this 653-nucleotide messenger RNA. RefSeq names its product dickkopf WNT signaling pathway inhibitor 2 (gene DKK2). Lineage: Eukaryota; Metazoa; Chordata; Mammalia; Didelphimorphia; Didelphidae. Gene Ontology annotation, biological process: negative regulation of canonical Wnt signaling pathway. Gene Ontology annotation, molecular function: receptor antagonist activity; co-receptor binding. The transcript has 2 exons. The annotation marks the transcript as partial. The record is from RefSeq and is a predicted model, not a curated record.
GUAUCUGUAUCCCAGUCACUGAAAGCAUCUUAACUCCUCACAUCCCUGCAUUGGAUGGCAUGCGCCACAGAGAUCGCAAUCACGGUCACUACUCACAUCAUGACUUGGGCUGGCAGAAUCUAGGAAGACCACAUUCUAAAAUGUCACAUAUAAAAGGACAUGAAGGAGAUCCCUGUUUACGGUCAUCAGACUGCAUGGAAGGGUUUUGCUGUGCUCGCCACUUCUGGACCAAGAUUUGCAAACCAGUGCUACAUCAGGGGGAGGUGUGCACCAAGCAGCGCAAGAAGGGCUCUCAUGGCUUGGAGAUCUUCCAGAGAUGUGACUGUGCCAAAGGCUUGUCUUGCAAAGUAUGGAAAGAUGCCACCUACUCCUCCAAAGCCAGACUCCAUGUGUGUCAGAAAAUAUGACCCAAAAUGAGGAAAACAUCCCUAGUAGACUGUGAAUUUGUGUAUUUAAUGCAUUAUGGCAUGGUGGAAAAGAAGGGUGGUAAUGAAGUAGGAGGGCUCAAAUGAGGACUGUGAUAAGGGUACAGAUCACUAAAGAAGGAAAAGAAAUCAACCAACCACAAAAGUCCCCAAAAUGGUUUGGAAUGGUUGGCCAAUGCCCAAUGCUGGAGUGUUUCCAUUAUGCAAACCUGUUAAUGUAAAUAAUGU